AUGAAACUUUCUCUGUUAUCUGGCGAACGAAUUGAAAAAUUUGUAUAUGCUAGCGAUCUCAUUUUCAUUUGUACGGAGAAAGGCGAAGUUUUUGGCUUCGGAAAUUCUUUGGAUAGAAUAGAAAACAAAAUUAUUUCACCGCAGAAAGUGUCUUCACUUCUGGGACUGAAAGUUGUGGAUAUCGCCAUCGGUCCAAACAAGCAACACUUGGCUUUAUGUGCUGAUGGAAAACUUUACAGGUUCGAAUUUGACAACCAAGUCAGAUAUCUAAUUGACACCAGUACAGUGGAUGCGAAACUAACAAAUAUAUUCCAUGUGACUGGACGUGAUUGUGUUUCGUUAUUAGAGAAUGGAGAAGUAUUGAAAGUAGUCAUUGGUGAUGCAGCCUUUUUACAUGGUGAAGAUAACAACAACUGUGAAAAGGAUCGCUGCGAAGUAAUGUGUUUUCAAAAAGCUGGUGAUCUGGUCGAUCAUAGUAAAAUUAAAAAACUGAUUACUGGGUAUGACUAUGCGCUGGCUUUGGAUGAAUCUGGUCGCCUGUUUGGGACCGGUUGUGCUGAAGAUGGACAGCUAGGAAUAGAACUCGAACCAUCUAUUAAGCAUUAUGAAAACUGGGAACUCAAUUCAUCCAUUACCGAAAAGUACUUACAAAUAAUUUCUUUAUUGAAUAAGAUGAUGGGAAGAACAUGUUACUUAUGA
Planococcus citri (citrus mealybug) is the source of this 699-nucleotide messenger RNA. RefSeq lists its product as uncharacterized. The record is from RefSeq and is a predicted model, not a curated record. The transcript has 4 exons. Lineage: Eukaryota; Metazoa; Arthropoda; Insecta; Hemiptera; Pseudococcidae. The coding region runs from base 1 to 699 and encodes 232 amino acids.